AAAAUAAGUUGCAAAAAGCUUUUUUCACAAUCGUUGUAAAAUAAAUAAGUUUAAACUGUAAACUAGAAUGUCGAGUACUACGAUGUAAACUGAUAUGUUGUCAUAUCAAACGCGGUCUGGAUAUGCAUAUAAUAGAUAACCUGAUUAGUAAUAUUUGGUACAAAAUCGAUGCAAUAUUUACUAUCUUGGAGGCAACAUCGGUUUUAUAAUGUUGAUGAUAUUUAAAUGAAUGCGAUAUGAGUCUUUCUUUGAAUUCAGCUACUAGUAAUCAAUAAAGGUAGAGAUCUCGCAUUUUGAUAUUGGAUUCGGUACAUCCCUAGGUCUGUAUCCUAAGUAUUCACAUGUUGCCAUGGAUACUGGCUUGCAUGAGUCGUGUGUUGUCCUGGUGACAGGAGGUGCGGGCUUCCUGGGUCAGCACAUUAUCUCAUUGCUCCAGACACGUGCACGCCACGUCAACGAGAUCCGUAUGCUUGACGUUAAACCAUACGUCAAUAACCUAGGUCAUAAGGAGGCGGCGCCCGUGCGACAGUACCUGGGGAGUUUGACGGACGAGUUGCUUGUGGGGGAGGCAUGCCGGGGCGCCAACUGCGUCAUGCACGUGGCCAGUAUCGUAGACACCGCCAUGUUCCCCGACCCCGUCCUCUCGUACAACAUUAACGUCUUAGGGACGGAGACUGUGAUACGCGCGUGCAAGGCUGCGGGCGUUCGGCGGUUGAUCUACUGCAGUUCAUGUGAGGUGGUGAGUGGCCGGGGCGACAUUCCCGAAGGGACGGAAGACAACACUACCCCCUUCCACACAGGACAUUUUUUCGAGCCGUACGGAUCUACCAAGUACCUUGCAGAGAAAAUGGUUCUUGAAGAAAACUGUUCCUCGUUCCGCACAGUGUCGCUGCGACCGGUGAUUAUGUACGGGGAGGAAGAGUGGCGCAGCAUACACCGGGCUGUUGGCAACUACGUCAUCAAGAAGACCGGCACAUUCUUCCCCACUACGUGCGGGGGUGGCAGAGCAGAGCACGCGUACGUCGGCAACGUAGCCUGGGGUUUCGUGUGCGCUGAACACACGCUAUGGCGAGAGGACGCCGCCGCCGCCGCCGCUUCUGGACAGAGCUAUUUCCUGUGCGAUGAUUCUCCACGCAAGAGCGUGAUGGGAUUUAUUUCCGUCUUAUUUGAGGAAUCGGGGUAUAAAAUAAGCCCUGUAGCCAUACCACGUUGGUUUAUCCUAUUUGCUCUGUACGCCACCUGGUUGGUUCUUAUCCUGGUGUCGCUAGUCUACAAAAAUGUCAACACCGCAUUUGGCACCGCUCCAUUCAUCAUGAUGCCGUAUACGCUAUGCUUUCGCUACGACAAAGCUACGAAGCUUUUGGGCUAUUCUCCAAUAUUCUCGUUCGAAGAAGCAAAACGUCGUACUGUUAAUUUCAUAAAAACUUACAAGUCCAGCAAAGUGAAGCAGGAUUGAUUGGCAGUUAUUGCUGCAAUGCUAGCUGUGAGCAAUGCAAUUCAUACAACGAGGAAAUAAUGUUCCUUUUGUGUUUUGUCAUUAGAGUUCUGUAAUUGUCAGAACUUCACACAAUUGUUUAGUUAUGUGACGCACAUGCGUGUUCUUUUAAAGCUUAUAUUUAUAAAACGCAAAUUCAAUGCCAUUUUAUCUAAGUUUGACUACUUUGUCUUGUAUGUUUAAAUGCGAUGUAUAUAAAUAUGAUAUUACAUUUAGUGAUUUUGUUUGUGAUCGUCAAUGUGUUAACACAUUUGUUUAGUUAUGUGCAACAGAUGGUAUACUAUUUAAGCUUAUAUUUAUAAUACACGCACAUACAAUGCAAUUUCAUCAAAUUUUGACUUAUUUGUCUCAUAUGUUUAAA
Molecule: messenger RNA, 1856 nt
Organism: Mya arenaria
Lineage: Eukaryota; Metazoa; Mollusca; Bivalvia; Myida; Myidae
Product: 3 beta-hydroxysteroid dehydrogenase/Delta 5-->4-isomerase-like
Exons: 5
Coding region: 350-1456 (368 amino acids)
Biological process (GO): steroid biosynthetic process
Molecular function (GO): 3-beta-hydroxy-Delta5-steroid dehydrogenase (NAD+) activity
Source: RefSeq, a predicted model, not a curated record